AGACUGCAGCCCGCGGAGUCUCCUCCUGUCGCUCUGACGUCAUACAGAGUUUAUGAGUGGCUCGCGGGGCUCUGCGCCCACCGUCUGUCAGCAUGAAGGGCGCGCGCACGCUGCAGCAGCUCGCGCUUACAGUGAAGCGGAGACUUCAUCAUCCUCAUCCUCUGCAGCGCUCCGCGGGAAUUAUCGGAGCGCCUUUUUCCAAGGGACAGUCCAGGGGUGGCGUGGAGUGUGGACCGGACCGGAUCCGAGCAGCGGGACUGCUGGACCGGCUGCAGCAACUGGGCUGUGCAGUGAAGGAUUAUGGGAACCUGACGUUUGAGGACAUCGCGGUAGAUGAGCCGGUCAGAGGGUCAAAAAGUGUCCGGGCGGUGGGCAGUGCCAACCAGAGGCUGUCUGAGGCAGUGCAGGCAGUGAAGAAGGACGGACAUACGGCCGUGAUGCUUGGAGGAGACCACAGUCUCGCCAUUGGCUCCAUCCACGGUCACACAGCAGCCGUCGGCCCACUAAGUGUUGUUUGGGUGGACGCCCAUGCUGAUGUCAACACGCCACUGACCUCAUACACAGGAAACCUCCAUGGGCAGCCUAUGUCGUACCUCCUGUACGAGCUGCAGUCGAAGGUCCCUGUGUUACCAAACUUCUCCUGGAUGAAGCCCUGCUUGUCAUCCCAGGACCUUGUUUACAUCGGCCUGAGAGACGUUGAUCCGGCAGAGCACUACAUCCUGAAGCUGCUGGGGGUGAAGGUGUUCUGCAUGUCACAGGUAGAUCAGCUGGGUGUGGCCAGAGUUAUGGAAGAGACAUGUGACUACCUGUGGAACAGAGCGAAGAAACCGAUCCACCUGAGCUACGACAUCGACGCCAUCGACCCUUUCAUUACCCCAGCUACAGGAACACCUGUAGUUGGAGGACUCACCUACAGAGAGGGCCUUUACAUCACAGAGCACCUUUGUCAAACAGGUCUGCUCUCUGCUGUGGACUUGGUGGAGGUGAACCCUCUGCGGGGUCGAACGGAGGACCAUGUCCACUCAACAGUCAGCACGGCGGUCGACCUGCUGCUCGGAUGUUUUGGACGUCUGCGGAAAGGAAACCACUUGCCGAAUUAUUCUCUGCCAGAACCGUAACAAAGACGACUCUUGUCUGACUGAUGAAUUUAACUGCACGGCUGCUGUGAAGCUUUAAAGUGGUUUUCAGACCUAAAUCAGCUAACUGAACUUCAAUCGCAUACAUUCACUGCGCAGGUAUAAACAGAACUGUUAAUUAUCUGAUGAGUGUUUUAUCUAUAAAAUAUUGGAGAAACAAAA
Molecule: messenger RNA, 1298 nt
Organism: Girardinichthys multiradiatus
Lineage: Eukaryota; Metazoa; Chordata; Actinopteri; Cyprinodontiformes; Goodeidae
Gene: arg1
Product: arginase 1
Exons: 8
Coding region: 93-1118 (341 amino acids)
Cellular component (GO): cytoplasm; nucleus; cytosol
Molecular function (GO): arginase activity; manganese ion binding
Source: RefSeq, a predicted model, not a curated record